Molecule: messenger RNA, 7618 nt
Organism: Syngnathus typhle (broad-nosed pipefish)
Lineage: Eukaryota; Metazoa; Chordata; Actinopteri; Syngnathiformes; Syngnathidae
Gene: nlgn2b
Product: neuroligin 2b
Exons: 9
Coding region: 727-3342 (871 amino acids)
Biological process (GO): presynaptic membrane assembly; chemical synaptic transmission; modulation of chemical synaptic transmission
Cellular component (GO): cell surface; postsynaptic specialization membrane; synapse
Molecular function (GO): neurexin family protein binding; signaling receptor activity
Source: RefSeq, a predicted model, not a curated record
GAGGAGCGCGUAGCUUUUUUGUGGGGUGUCAAUUUCACAUAUGAAGCCAGUUUUUUUUGAAAGGAGCCCUGUCGGUCCGAUGUAUGGAAGAAGCUUUUCAGGAUAAUGAUCGGACUGGAGAGGACACACAGCGUUGACUGCAAAUAACGCGCAAAUUUGACGCCAUUGCAUUGCGCGUCCAUUCGUCAUUCCCGGUGCGAAUCAUUCUUUCUUCUGAAUUGCAACAUUUAAGUAAAAAAAAAAAAAAAAAAAAAACCCAUUGUGAUCUUUAAAGUGUGUAUCUGAGCGGAAUGAGAGGAGGCGCAGGAGGAGGAGGAGAAAGAAGGGGCUGCUGUGCUUUUUGGGAGGUGGAAACGCUGGUCGGAACCCGGGAAGGUGUGCUGAUGUGCGGAUGCCUCUGAGUCUCCUGAGAAAUAAUCACGUCCGCACAAGAAAUGGCCUAGUUACAAACACCAGAGGAUACUAAAGGGACUUUAACUCGUUUACGACCGCCGUCAUCCUCGGAAAUGCGCUGCUUUUUUCUGAAGGUAUUGUUGGCCCCCUGACUGCAGCUUUGGACCAUCAAAAGAAGAAGACACAUGAGCCUCCUGGUUCAACUUGAGAAUGUUACCAAAACCUCCACAGCACCAUGUCACCCAAGGAAAACUAUUAACAAAAGUCCUCUUUUUGCCUUCGCUCCCCUCUAUGACUGUGAAUCUGUGAUCAUCAAGCUGAUGUCUUAUUAAGAUGACAAAAGGAGCUUUUAUUUUGGACAUGCUUUUUCCUCUCCACGCUGCCGGCCACCAAGGCUUUGGUGGGAAACGUCAACGUACCCCUGAAAGGAAUGCCAACCCCUGUCUGGUUUGGCUCCUGGGGAUCGUACUACACCUGACCCUCUCCUCGUGUCAGCGAGUUGACAAAAACCCGAUAAUAUCCACGGGCUAUGGAAAGAUACGUGGCAUCAGAAAGGAGCUCAACAACGAGAUCCUGGGCCCUGUGGAACAAUACUUGGGAGUACCCUACGCCACUGCGCCCAUUGGCGAACGGCGCUUUCAGCCCCCCGAGGCUCCCGGGUCCUGGCAGGAGAUCCGUAACGCCACCCAAUUUGCGCCCGUGUGUCCCCAAAAUGUUCACGGGGUGUUACCUGAGAUCAUGCUCCCUGUGUGGUUCACAGACAAUCUGGAUGCUGCAGCUACCUAUGUUCAGAACCAGAGCGAGGACUGCCUUUACCUCAACAUCUACGUACCAACAGAGGAUGGUCCACUCACGAAAAAACAGGACGAAUCGACAAUGAACAGACCAAGGGAUGAAGAUAUUCGAGAUCGACGUAAGAAGCCAGUGAUGUUGUUCAUCCACGGCGGCUCCUACAUGGAAGGCUCAGGGAACAUGUUUGAUGGCAGUGUCCUUGCGGCGUAUGGAAAUGUCAUCGUGGUCACCAUGAACUAUCGACUGGGCGUGCUUGGCUUUUUGAGCACAGGGGACCAGUCUGCCAAGGGGAACUACGGUUUGCUGGAUCAGAUCCAGGCGUUGCGUUGGCUCAAUGAAAAUAUCGGCCACUUUGGAGGAGACCCGGAGAGAAUCACCAUCUUUGGCUCGGGGGCCGGUGCUACCUGUGUGAACCUUCUUAUCCUCUCUCACCACUCUGAAGGUCUGUUUCAGAGGGCCAUUGCUCAGAGUGGUUCCGCUAUUUCCAGCUGGUCAGUCAACUACCGCCCGGUCAUGUACACCAAGAUUCUGGCUAAAAAGGUUGGUUGCACCCUGGGGGAUAUGGCCGAGUUGGUGGACUGCCUGAGGAGGAAGAGCUUCCGGGAGCUGGUGGACCAAGACAUACAGCCCGCGCGAUACCACAUUGCCUUUGGACCUGUUGUGGAUGGUGACGUGGUGCCUGAUGACCCGGAGAUUCUGAUGCAGCAGGGUGAGUUCCUGAACUAUGACAUAUUGCUGGGUGUCAAUCAAGGAGAAGGCCUGAAGUUUGUGGAUGACAGUGAAGGAGAAGAUGGAAUAUCCGCACCCUCGUUUGACUACACCAUCUCCAACUUUGUGGACAAUCUUUAUGGAUAUCCUGAUGGUAAAGAUAUUCUGAGGGAAACCAUAAAGUUCAUGUAUACAGACUGGGCUGACCGGGACAACAGUGACAUGCGGAGGAAGACCCUCUUGGCUCUCUUCACAGACCACCAGUGGGUGGCUCCAGCCGUAGCCACCGCCAAGCUGCAUGCUGAGUUCCAGUCGCCUGUCUUCUUCUACACUUUCCACCACCACUGUCAGACGGAGGCAAGGCCUGAAUGGGCCGACGCAGCCCACGGAGAUGAGAUCCCCUAUGUGUUUGGCAUUCCCAUGGUUGGAGCCACUGAUUUAUUCCCAUGUAACUUCUCAAAGAAUGAUGUGAUGCUCAGUGCUGUGGUCAUGACGUACUGGACCAACUUUGCCAAGACGGGUGAUCCGAACCUACCAGUUCCCCAGGACACCACGUUCAUCCACACCAAGCCGAACCGUUUUGAAGAAGUCAUCUGGACCAAGUUCAGCUCCAAAGACAAGCAGUAUUUACAUAUCGGCCUCAAGCCGCGCGUCAGAGACAACUACCGGGCCAACAAGGUAGCCUUCUGGCUGGAGUUGGUGCCGCACCUCCACAGCCUCCACAAGCAAAUAAUCAGCUCCAUCACCACCCGACUGCCACCCAGGGGGAACAACCACGGUAAGGUCAACCACAACACGGGUACCCACUCCACAAGGCACCCGGUAAUCUCCACCUAUCCACCUGAGCCGGACGGCUCCGAGAGGCCCCGAAACACUCCCUUCCCUCCGGAGACGAGGGAUUACUCCACGGAGCUAAGUGUGACGGUGGCUGUGGGCGCUUCUCUCCUUUUCCUCAACGUGUUGGCCUUUGCUGCACUGUACUACAAACGAGACAAGCGGCACGAACUCAUGCAGAGGCGUCACCGCCGCCUGUCCCCCCAGCGCGGCGCCACCAUGGGCAUGGGCGUCGGCCUCGGAGUCGUGGGGUCCCCGCCGCACAACGACCUGGCCCUGAGCCAGGAAGAAGAGCUGAUGUCACUGCAGAUGAAGCAGCAAAGAGUGGAGCUGGAGCACGGCACGCCCCUCCCUUCCCGUGGCAUCCAUGGUGACCUGGAACCCUUGCGGCCCCCGGUCUGCCCGCCUGACUACACGCUGGCGCUGCGGCGGGCACCGGAGGAUGUGCCGCUCAUGACGGCCAACACCAUCACCAUGAUCCCCAGCACCAUCAGCAGUAUGCAGCCCCUCCACCCUUUCAACACGUACCCUCCCGUGCCUGCCCCGUCCACCACACCCGUCCCCAGCCACAGCAACAAUGCCUUGCCACACCAACACUCCACCACUCGCGUAUAGGACCCGGCACAACCUCUGCGGCCCCUUUGUAGGCGCACCCCAUACAUUGCCCGCCACCCUCAUCAUGCUCUACACUUCUUUACUAGGUGUUUUUCAUGAAGCCCUUGAAUAAAGCUGCAGUUUGUAAGAUUUUAAGCAGUGACAAAUACCUCGAUAAAGUAGUCGUAGUCACAGUCACGGUUGGGUCGACUGUGAUUGCUGAGAGACAACCAAUGGCAAAUAACGUUGUGCAUUAAAAUCUUAUUCUUCCGCUUGCUUUACUCACUAGCCCCGGCCAUCAGCACUCCAGGACUCAAAAGUGUUCGGCUGAUUAUUUCUUUAGCCUAAAUUUAGUGUUCCGAGUCCCGUUUUCUUUUUUUUUCGAAAAUUUAAGGUAAACUAAGGACACCAAAAGACAUGAUGCCGUGGCAUUGCUUUUAAGCGCUUAGUAGGCUACUAAUCAGAUUGCUCUGAUGUCAACCCCGCGCCACUCGCUGCCUAUCGGGGACAUUUUUUCAUGAGCAUUAUCAUUAUGUGCGGUGAUAUCUCAACUAGAUACAGGCCUCGAUUCAUUUCUCUCAUGUCAACUCAGCAUUCACAUGGAAUUUAUGAGCGCAGUCUUUGUAUUCUCCUGCUAAUUUCAAACAUAGCUAAUAGCACAGCCAUUUGCCAUCACAUUCAUACGACACAAUAGAACGUUAGUUUUAUUUUCUUUCAGCUCAAAAAUGAAAUAUGCAGAAAUGUGAGGUGGAUGAAAUCGGUGCAAGGUUCAAGCACUUACUAAAUAUUUAAUCAGAUCACUCUGAUAUCAUCACUAGAUUCAGAUUCAAGAGUUUUUAUUCUACUAUAUUUUAUUCUACACUAUGCUGCUCACAGCGCCUGACGGUCAUAGUGAACGGUAUUUGGGGAUCGCUAUGAUUGGGAGUGAUGUCUUUUACCAGUCUCAUAGUCCUCGAUUCAUUGCAUUCUUAGUGAAUUCAGCUCUGCAUUUACGUUGCAUAUUGUAACUUCUUGUUUUUCGUUCUACUAUGCUGAAAAAAAUUAAUCAUGGUAAUAGCGUAGCCAUUUGCCAAUGCACAAUUUAACCAAAAACACCAACAUGAGGGUCAAUGAAAGAUUAUUUUACCCAAUAUUAGACAGGAUGGGUUAACUACUUCAAUGUAUUGUCUUAAUUUGCCGGGUGACAGCAUUUCUCUGCAAUGACAUGCAAUUUCUUUGCACAUUUUUAGUUGCUGAAGUCUUCAUGGGUUUAUCAUAGGUCAAAAGAAUUUCUUCACUGAUGAAGUGCAAAACGCAUGAGCUUUGCCAGAGACAGUAUAUGCCCAAACACUCUGUCUGUCACGAGCCAGUGGUUUCUUGAAAUUUACAAAUUGCAGCUUUAAGGCCCAAUCUGGAAGUGAGACUUGGUGACGUGGGUUCAACUAGAUGCUCCAACAGCUGCUACUGUGUUUUAUGGGAAAUAUUUGACGGGGCUGAGACAAGAAUUUUUGAAAAAAAUGGCAUUGGGGUUAAAAUGGAAUUUUCUGUCUCAGUCUUGGAUAUGUCAUUUUGAUAUUUCCAGAUUGGGGCUUUAACUUUUGGGUAGUACAAGGAAGUAAACAUAAUCAGUCUGUGGGUUGUAACCUGGAAUUCAGGCUGCCCAUUAUAGUCAUUACAUCUCGUCCACAAUGGCUCUGCUCAUGUUCACUUGUUUAUUUGUUUCUCUUUAAUUAUGUGUGUCUCUGACCCCCCCCCCCCCACACACACACACACACGACACACACACGCACACACACGCACACACACAAGCCUCCAACCCAUUUCACUCUUUCCAUUUCUUUGCUGCCUCAUCGCAUCCGCCCCCUCUUUCAUUUCAUUAAUCCAUUAACAUAAUGGCUCUUUCCUUUUUCAUGCAAUUCCAUCAAGACUCGGUUUCCCUUUUGGAGUCUUUUAUACAAAAAAAAACGCAAAUGUAAAUGAUGUAUUAUUGAUAAAUUGUAAGGACAUGAAUGGGGGGGAAAGAUAUUCUGAUAUCUCAUUUUUACCAGCAUUCUUGGUGCCAAGUACUGUGAUAAAGUUCCUCUCUCGCUGGCAUCCAAUGGACUGCCCGGAGAGGUCCACGCUGACUGUAUCUUAACUGAAGGAAUUACCAUCAUAAAAGUGCCAACCUUUUCAUUUUUGUUUUUGACAAACACACACACAACUGAUCCACUGUGGCUGGUCUCUUCUUUUAAAAGAUGAAAAAAAAGUAUUUUAAAAUUCAGUAUAUCCUAAUUUAAGAAAAGAAGAUGGAGUUUGCUUAACUACAUUGCAUGAUGUUUCUCCUUGAGAUUGUGGACCGGAACAUUAUUUUUUUUUUUUUUAAUGAGUUUGGCUACAUGACUUCAUAGAUAUUUUUUUUAAAACAAUUUUCUUCUUUCAAAAUCAGCUGCACUUUGUGGUACUUUGAAAAAUAUUAAAAUGUUAAGAGAUGAAUAUUGUUAAAAUUAUAACAGAGUAAAUAAUUCCUCUUAUUUUUUUUUCAAAUCCUAAAACAGAGGCUGUGCCCCAUUCCCACAACGACUUAUCCCUCAAGCCUCUUUUUGUUUAUUUUGCACUUUCUCUUAUCUUUUGCCAACAGUAAUGUUUGCACAGUCACCAUCUCUGAAUGACAUGUGAAGAAAACACUUUAUGUUCCAGGAAAUAAAAAAAAGAAACUUGACAUGGUCUACAUUAGAUUUGUGGAUGUGACCAACAUUAGCCACAUGCUUUGCGUGUUUGAAAACUGCCUGACACCUAUCUUCUUACCUCCUUUGUUGCUUUCCUCAACCAAGCGGGAGAAUGAGAUCUAUUUAUGAUGGUGAGAACCUUGCAAAGUGCAUUUUACAUCACUUGCAGACCUGAAUAUGGACAGUUCUGAAGAAAACCCAUUGACAUUGAAACUGGACUGAAUUGUGAUUCAGUGAUGUGAUGGUGAAUUAGCUUGUCACCGCAAUCAAUGCACAGAGGGUGUGUUUUUAAAAAGCUGGUUUAAAAAAAACUUUAAUGUUAGGCAUUACUCAUAGUACAAAAUCAACGGGAAUGGGAUUCUCUCACUGUAAAUGUUCUGCAUCCUGUGAGCUGAAGAUAACACAUGGGAGCCCAGGACUGCCAUUCCUUACAGGACUUGAGAGGACAAAAAAAAAAGAAAAAAAAAGAAAGAUACAAAAACCAACAUACGGACAAAACUGUACAUUUUUUAAAUGUAAGAGGACAAACUGGGAUUUGUAAAUAUUAUUUGUUGUUUGGUUUUGAUUGACUGGCCGAACUUUCUGUUUGUGACAACAGGUGCAAAGUUUAGAUGAUUUACUUCAUUUUAGCUCUUGUGUAUGUUUAAUUUGUCUUUUCUUCUAGAGCUCCUGAGCAAAUUCCCUAAGGUUAUGGGCACACGAGUAGCCUGCCUUUAAAGCAAAAAAAGGAAAGAAAAGAAAAUUGACAAAAGUUCAGGUCAGUAUCAACAUGAGAAGGAGCUCAGGUAAGCUUUCAUACUGUAGUAAUCAAACUGCGUAUGACGGUUCAAGGAAUUACAUCGAAUUAUCCCAUCAGUUGUGAAGACGGCUUUUGAAUCAAAGAACUCCUUUCAUUGGUUGGGAAGCCAAAGAACAGAUGACGGAAAUGAGUCAGAAAAGAAGAGAUAAGGCGGAUAUUUGAAAUGUCCUCCAAACAAACCAUGGCAUAUUAUCUGUGAUGCUGUUGGGUUUAAUUGUUAGUGUUUCACAUUGUCUUGAAUUGUCAUACGGUAUAACCUGUCAUUAGAAGGUUGUAAAAUGUGUGAUGCCCUUUCAGGAUCUUUCCAUAGUGAUUGGUUUGCUUAUCUUUUGCAAUUUUGUCUGCACAAUGUUUAUAGGUUGGUUCAAAAGAUCCUCAUAAGUUUGUCAGGAGUUUGUUUGUAUUGGCCGCUCUUUUAAAGUGACAUAAGGGAAGGAUGUACAAGGUCAACGGGAAAUGGAAGCACACUCACCAAGUUUACAUAUUUACACAGUUUCGAUGUUGGCAUUUGGUAGUGAGAAGGUGGGGAGCGUUAAAAAUGUGGCAAUUUAUUUCUAGUAGUUCAACAUUUGUUGCUAGACUGGUAAAAAAAAAAAAAAAAAAAGAAGAAGAAAGCUUGCACCUGUUUGUCUUGUUUAUUUAGUCUGAUUCAGUAACAUUGCUUGAAGCUCCAGAUACUGUGAGAGAGCAUCAUGACCACACAGGGGUUGAAAUAAUUAAAGUUAAUAUUUCUAUUUCAAAUAGAGGCUAUUACACACUGUAUGUUGUGUAUCUGAACUGGAAAACAUUAAAAACGAACAUUGUUAAACAA